GAAGGAAGAAGAUACGUGAACCUCGGAAAUGUGUUUCAUUCCCUUGGCGAAUAUCAGAAUGCUAAAGAAUAUCACGAGAAAGCACUUGCCAUCGCGAUAGAAAUUGGCGACAGAAGCACAGAAGGAACAGCAUACGGGAACCUCGGAAGUGUGUUUCAUUCCCUUGGCGAAUAUCAGAAUGCUAAAGAAUAUCACGAGAAAGCACUUGCCAUCGAGACAGAAAUUGGCGACAGAAGAGGAGAAGGAACAAGAUACGUGAACCUCGGAAAUGUGUUUUAUUCCCUUGGCGAAUAUCAGAAUGCUAAAGAAUAUUACGAGAAAGCACUUGCCAUUGCGAUAGAAAUUGGCGACAGAAGAGGAGAAGGAGCAAGAUACGGGAAGCUCGGAAGUGUGUUUCAUUCCCUUGGCGAAUAUCAGAAUGCUAAAGAAUAUCACGAGAAAGCACUUGGCAUCGCGAUAGAAAUUGGCGACAGAGGAAAUGAAGGUUUAGCAUAUUUCAACCUUGGAAUGGUGUUCUGGAAUCUUAAAAAAAAUCGGCAAGCUAAAGAACAUUUGGACAAAGCAGUCGGCGUUAGUAUUGCAAUUGGUAACAAAGAACUGGAAGCCAGAGCCACUGUAAGUUUGGCACAUGUCUUUGAGUCUGUAAAUGACAGUCAGAAGGCAAAAGAACAUUGUGAGAAGGCGCUUACAAUCAACAGAGAAUCUGGCAAUAGAGAGUGCGAAGCACAAGUAUACCUAAGCGUUGGACUUCUAUCCCAAUCUUUUGGUGAAUAUGAUAAGGCAGCAUAUUAUUUACAGAAAGCGUGUUCCAUAAGCAGCGAAAUUGGACACAAAAUGACUGACUUUCAAAGCCUUCUCCAUAUUGCAGUGUUAAAGAUAUCGCAGUUCGAGGUUGUGGAGGCAUUGGAAUAUCUUUUCCAAGGUAUUGAAAAAUAUGAACAAAUAAGAACUCUUCAGAAAGGAAACAGUGGAUUUGAAAUUUCUCUGUUGGAGCAUCGCGGUACUUUUCCCUACAAGUUACUCACUCACCUCCUUUGUGAUACUGGAAGAUUUCGAGAUGCUCUCUAUGUUGAGGAGCUGGGACGAGCAAGAGUCCUCGCACAACUCAUGGCAGACAAGUACUCCUCUAAAAGCCACAUCUCAGCUGAUCCACGAUCAUGGUUCGGGAUUGAAAACAUCGCGAGAAGAGAAAGUAACUGUGUUUCUUUGUACAUUUCGUAUGAAAAUCGGCAAGUUCUUCUCUGGGUAUUGAAAGCAAAUGGAGACAUUUUCUUUCGAAAAACAGACCAAGUGAAAAUAGACACUCUUAUAGCUGAGCAAGUUUGCGAAGUGGAAGGAGUUUUCAAAAAGAGCGCCGAAUGCUUUGGUGUUUUACCCGCAGCGAACUGCGAAGACCGAUCGCUGGAUGACAAGGUGACGACAUCUCUUCAUGAAGAGAGCCAAGCAAAUUUGCGAGGUGACGAAACCAAAGGUACCGGACGAAGUCAUCAUUUGUGCUACGAAUGGAUCGUCGCACCUGUGGCAGAUUUACUCACAGAGCCCGAAAUCAUCAUUGUACCGGAUCGUUUCUCGUAUCGAGUCCCAUUUGCUGCCUUGCGUGAUGAACAAGCCGGAAAGUAUUUAUCGGAGAAGUACAGAAUACGCAUCGUCCCUUCACUGACAACUCUCCGGCUAAUUCAAGAAUCUCCAGCAGACUAUCACAGUCAAACUGGCGGACUGGUUGUGGGUGAUCCUACGGUUGGCAAAGUGCAAUACAAUGGACGUCUCAUUGACAUUAAACCAUUGUUCUGUGCAAGUAAGGAAGCAGAGAUGGUUGGUCAGCUGCUGGGUGUUCAGCCUUUAUUGGGACGUCGCGCAACAAAGCAGGCGGUUCUUCAAGCAAUACCUUCAGUGAGUCUGAUACAUCUUGCCGCACAUGGAAAUCCCGAAAGAGGAGAGAUUGCCCUCUCUCCUCAAUGUACUACUAACAGUACUCCACAAGAGGAAGACUACCUCCUAACAAUGUCCGACAUUGAACGAGUUCAAGUACGAGCUAAACUGGUAGUACUCAGCUGUUGUCACAGUGGGCGUGGAUUGGUUAAAAAAGAAGGAGUUAUUGGAAUCGCUCGAGCAUUCUUAGCAUCUGGUGCACGUUCAGUGUUGGUAGCAUCGUGGGCUAUAGAAGACCAAGCAACGGCGAAGCUCAUGAAAAAUUUCUAUAAACACCUUGUGCGUGGAGAAAGUGCCAGUGAAUCUCUUUACCGGGCCGUUCAAUGGUUGAGAAGCAAUGGAUUUUCCAAACCUUCCCAAUGGGCUCCGUUUGUGUUGAUGGGGGAUAACGUGACAUUUAUUUUUUGAGAAAAGGGAAAGAAGAACUCGAGGAGGACAACAACGAGGCGGAGAAGAAACAGAGUGACUACUGAUCCUACACAAAGAUUCUUCUUUCUAUACAUUGUCGUUCAAUGGACACUGAUAUUUCUUAGCGAAGAAAUUUUUAAUUUUUUUUUUACGGUCAAGUAGUAGAUUUUGCGUGUUUUUGUAGACAGGGCUUAGUCGAAAGCUAGUGAUAAUGAAACCUGCAAUUCAACCGUUUGAUCUAUUAAGAAUAUUAUCAUAUUAUCAAUAGGGAACUACAAUAAAUUAGGAUGGGAAAACUGAACACAGAAAAUUAGCUGAAUGUAUAAAUAUGUGAGAGUGUUAGCAAAGCUUUGUCAAAACUCAAAAUUAAUCCUUGAUUUAAAUCAUUAUAAUUCUGUUUUCAAUUCUCCCGUUGGACGCACACGUGAUCAUUAAAGAGUGAUUAAGACUGUUCACUGGUGCAGGAGAUGAUAACAUAACAAACUAACAGAAGAAGAAACAAAAAGUGCCGAGAUACUGAAGACACAAUCAAAACAAAAGAGAAGAUAAUUAUGUAAAAAUCAGACAGAGAAGAGAAAAAUGCUCGAGAAUUACCGCAAAAAUCAAACAGUGUUGAGAACAGGGCGCUACAUAUUAAUCUAAAAGUUAAGUGAAGAAGAGAACAAACAGAGUACAAUAUACUAAAAGAAAAGUAUUAACAAAUAGAGAAGAAGAGAAACGGUGAGCGAAUUAUUGAGAUAAAAUUAGGAGAAAAUAUUGCACGAGAUACUAACGUCAAACAGAAGAGUGCAAACAGUUGGUAGGAUAUGCACGUGACAAUCAGCCAGAAUUAACCCUUUAACUCCCAUGACCUCAUUAGAAAUUCUCCCUACUGUCUGCCAUGAAAUACUUAGGAUUUUAAUUUGGAGAAUUUGGUAUUGGAUCAGCCCGUAGUUCCCUAAUUGAGUUUUCUUCUUUAUUCUCCUCACUUGUCUGCUUGAUUCUGAGUUGGUAUUGUAAAGAGAAAUUCUGUCUUGGUCACUCAUGGGAGUUAAAUGGUUAAGGAAAAGAACAGAGGGCUAGAUUCUAAUAUAGGAAAGAAAUUUAAGUUAAAACAAACAGUGAUGUAGAUAUUAACUUGGAAAUCAAACAGAGACGAGAAAAGCAUUGUGCAAGAUUUGAAUGAAAUAUUUAAUCGGAGGAGAGAACGAGUUAUGCACAAGAUUCAACUGAACAAAACUACCAAACAGAGCAGUGAAAAAAAAACAGUUCUCAAUAUAAUCCAAACAAACAAAGUAAAAAGAAGAAACAGUGGACUGGACAGACAGUAAAAUCAUAGGCAUGCAAUACAUGCAAGAGUUGUUUUUAAGGCUGGGUGAAUUGAGGUGGGACACUGUGUAACUGAUGUUUUCAUUUUUGUUAAAGAAAAAGAGCCUUAACCUCAAAAAGAACGAAAAUAACGCAUUAGUUUAGUUAAAA
This is a messenger RNA of Pocillopora verrucosa, 3795 nucleotides long. Its product is annotated as tetratricopeptide repeat protein 28-like. Lineage: Eukaryota; Metazoa; Cnidaria; Anthozoa; Scleractinia; Pocilloporidae. The record is from RefSeq and is a predicted model, not a curated record. Gene Ontology annotation, molecular function: protein binding.